This is a messenger RNA of Monascus purpureus, 1548 nucleotides long. Lineage: Eukaryota; Fungi; Ascomycota; Eurotiomycetes; Eurotiales; Aspergillaceae. The record is from the annotation of a GenBank genome assembly.
AUGAGGGUCUCCUACUUUAGCUCCUCAAUUGUGCUGUUCCUCCUUUCAUCCGUUUCAGCUGUCAUUGCAGAAUCGUCGUUUCCUGAGCCUACCCUUAUACCGCGUGCCACUGACCUCGAUGCUGUCGUUUCCCAUCUAGAGGCGGCUCUCAGCUCCCCUAAAGCUGCGCCCAAGGGAACACUCGAUGCACCAGUAGAUGGAAAAGAUGGAAAACCACAUAGCGGUCCAUGGGUGGAAACUGGUGCAGAGAGGGAGCGCAAAAAGGCGAAGGAAGCCAGCAGUCCAGACGGAAAUGUCAAGUUCGACCAGGAGGUUACCUUACUGGAGCAUAUCGGCCCUGAUGGUGAUCCAAUUCCUUAUUCGAAUGACGGCGUGAUGGAUGAUCCGGACAGAUUGGGGCCCAAAGAAGGAACUCAAGGGACCAAUGGCGGAGUAUCAGAGAAGCAGAAGGAGGGCAAAUCGUCUAAGGAGAAGAUCCCUGAUAGCCCCAAGGAGGCGCGUCCUCUGCCACAGAGUGAGGUAAAGAAGGUUCCCAUAGGGGAUGAGCGUGUGGGUGAAAAAGACACUCUCGGGGUCCUCAAGAAACCAGAUGAUCUUCCAGAAAAGCCUCAUGACAUUCCUCAUCCCAAGUCUCCAGCCAAGAGUGAUAUCGACCAGCUUGAUGCCAUGGAUAUUCCUGGAACAGCCAAACAACCAACUCCCAUGUCAAAAAAGGAUGCCGAUUCUGAAGGAGUUGUCGGCGGUUCCCUUCACUCACUUAUCUUUUCAUUCACCAUGAUAAUAUUCUCCGAGAUUGGCGACAAGACAUUCCUUGUGGCGGCUCUCAUGGCAAUGAGACAUCCACGUCUGGUUGUCUUCUCCGCUGCUUUCAGUGCCUUAAUUGCCAUGACUGUUCUUUCAGCUGUGCUAGGGCACACAGUCCCUACGCUGAUCCCGAAGUCAUUCACCAAGUUGUUGGCAGCUGGGUUGUUCCUCAUCUUCGGACUGAAGAUGCUCAAAGAGGGACGAGAAAUGUCCCCAGACGAAGGGGUCGGAGAGGAAAUGAAGGAGGUGGAAAUGGAACUAGAAGAGAAAGAGCACUAUAUGAACCGCCGGAGGUCCUCUAUCACACCUCACUCUCUGGAGGCUGGUCGUGCACGCAGACCGAAGCCUCGUUCAACAAAUCGUCUUCCCUCUCCUCCGGAAAGUCCCUCGUCUUCUUCGCGUGGUUCCUCCCCAGGACGCGGUAGUAGAUGGAGCAGUGUCACUGAUGGAUUAAGAAAUCUCUUCUCGCUAUUACUCAGUCCUGCUUGGGUCCAAACGUUUGUAAUGACCUUCCUUGGCGAAUGGGGCGAUCGCAGCCAGAUUGCAACAAUUGCCAUGGCUGCCGGACAGGACUAUUGGUGGGUAACUAUCGGUGCAAUCUCAGGACAUGGUAUAUGCACCGCUGCUGCAGUGAUUGGAGGACGGGCUAUUGCUGGAAAAGUCAGCAUGCGAGUUGUAACAUUGGGAGGUGCUGUCAUGUUCCUCAUCUUUGGCCUGAUAUAUCUAAUCGAAGCCAUCUACUAG